AUGUGCCGCUUUAAAGCUCUAUUCAUAUUUUUCAUUGUUAUUUCACUUGAACUAAUAAAUGCUGGAAAUCUAUCGAGACAAAAGCGAUGUAUAGUAAUUCAAAAGCAGUCAGGAACUCACGGUGACAGCACUGAAGCGGAAGAUGACCGCUAUGACGAAAGAAACCAUGGCAACCGUGGCAGGGUAUAUGGCGGAAGACAUAAUGUAAAAGAUGCUGAGGAAAUAUCCCCAGAGUUUCUAAGGUACAAUGUGCUGCCGUCGAAUAAAAUAAGCGAGUUGCUUCGUCUUCGAAAUAAAUUUAAGCCCUUUAAAUUG
Brenthis ino (lesser marbled fritillary) is the source of this 315-nucleotide messenger RNA. Lineage: Eukaryota; Metazoa; Arthropoda; Insecta; Lepidoptera; Nymphalidae. The record is from the annotation of a GenBank genome assembly.